Messenger RNA from Ectocarpus sp. CCAP 1310/34, 3604 nucleotides. NCBI's taxonomy places the organism in Eukaryota, Phaeophyceae, Ectocarpales, Ectocarpaceae. The record is from the annotation of a GenBank genome assembly.
AUGUUGUGUGCCCUCCCUUGCAGCGAACCUAGAAGCUCGCACGAGUCGGAAGUGAUUGGUUGGAAAAGCCCCAAGAUUGGCCACGCCGCCGCUAACGACGGCUCCGUCGGUCGGCUCACGGCAAGCUCCAAUGCCGAUGGUCAGCGAUCUGUCGACAGAGGCAAGGGCAAGAAAAAGAAGAAGAGUAAGAAGAGCGUCACGCGCACGCCACCUUCCAGCGUCAGUGGCGAACGGCGAAAAACCGUGUUGGUCGAGCCGCCCGCGACCCGUGGGUGGAAACGAACUGCGUCCGGCGACGCGAACGCUACUGCGGAUACUGGCGGACACCGGGUCGGCUACGGACGAAAGGGGUCGACUCCCCGAGAGACAAAGCCGCCUUCGAGAACGGGCGCCGUCACCCGCGAAGCCGCGUCGGCCGCCGCGAAGUCCGCCAGCACUGGAUUGGAUCCCGCAAGGUUGGAAUACCCCGCCAUGAUCCCCUUUCUCCGAAGCGAGGGUUGGAAAUGCGCGGACGGGAAGGGCUUUCACACGUGGUUCUUCGUUGUCCCGGCUAAAGAAACCCAUGACGGCAAAAAGAGGGUGGACUACCUGGUUUCCGAGGAGGAGGUGGUUCGGUACGUGCUCAGGAACAAGGGGGCGGAGUUGAGAGUGCGGCGGAAGGUACCCCACGUGUGCGAGGUGACACUGAGGGCAAAGACGGGCACCACUCUGGUGGCCAUAGCAGUGUCGGUGGCAGGAGGUCACGAGGAGUCCGUGGUUCGCAUGGAGGAGCAGCUGGGCUUGGCAACAGCAAGACCAGGAGGGACUCGCUUGCUGUCUCUAGGGCCGUCACUAGCGCCGCUUCUUCCAAAGAGUUUCGCGCCCGUUUCGGAUCCCUCCAACGACAACGAGUGGCAUGGGGUUCACGCAGACAGUAGGCAUGACUCUCGUAAGAAGGUCACUGCCGGCUCUCGUACGAAGACUGGGUUUUGCUCCAGUGAUGCAACGAACGCUGCGUUGUCGGCCACUUUCGGAUUCAACAACACUGGCCGUGCCGCCUCUCUGCGGGAUUUCAGUCGCGGGGUAGGGCACCAACUCGCCCAAGCUGGCGGGCACCUGGGUACGGGAAGUCGGGCUGGUACCUUUGGUACGGGAAGCCGACCAGGAACCUUCGCAGGCGGUGCGCAGCGGCAAAAAGGGUGGCAGGCGGACCGAGGUCGGCCCCAGGUAACGGUCGAAAAGGCACUGAGUUGGCUGGAGAUCUGGCCGAAACUCCGACGGGAAGGGUGGCACUGGGACUACGGCGAGCAGGCGGACCCAUCUUGCGUCUACCUCAAACCUGGUGUUUCCAAGGACGAUGCGACUCUGGGCGUGGACAUGUUCGACUCGAAGCACGCGGUCAUCGCCCACGUGCUCAAGCACGCGACGAGCUCACCAACUCCCCACACUGCCGAGCAUACCGUGGUUGGCGACAGCGAUGGUGACGAGAACAUCGACGUCGUCGACGGCGAGCUUUCCUCGAACGCAUGGCUGGCGGCCGCCGCCACAGGAAAAGGCGAAGGUAACUCCGCCAAACCGGGCGCUGGCCGUGCAGUGAGGGUACCAGAGAAGAAGCGUGGGGUAGCCGUCUUCGACAGGCAUUACCAAGGGGACCUCCCUUUCCCUGCUGUAAAGCGAGGGCGGGUCGAGCCGUCCCGAGGGGUGGAAGGCGGGAAGGCAGCAGCAGGGAGCGGAGACGAAAUAGAGGUGGCAGCGUCGUUGGUGAUGGAGAUGCUGAGGGGUGAGAUGGAGGAGUCUGUUUCGAGUCGAUCCGUCGAGUCGGCCACGCAGCAGCUUGAUGCUGAGGGCGGUUCACGGGGGGAUAAGCUGACGGCACACUGCUGUGAACAGCUGCUGGCUCUCUCGGAGAGCGGAAGUGGUACCGCUGUUGGCGGUUCCGAUGUUGCUUCUGCUUCAAAUCAUUGCGAAGGCGGUGACGUCGUCACCGGCAAGGGAUCCGUGGAUCGCUUCGCGGAGAACGGAGGCACUGGAAGCAGUGACAGCGCUAACGUCGACGUGGUCGAAAACGAUGCUGUCCCGCUGAAUCAUCUGCUCCCGAUUUCGCGUGGAAGUUCGGGGAGCGCGAACGCAGACGAUGACCUUGGAGCGACGCUUUCAUCCAGCCCUCCGCGUGAAGGUCCUCUCACCGGCGUUGGGGUCAUCCUUGCGGGCCUUGGACAACAGUCGCGGCAGCAAAUGGAGGCGAAGAUCCGCAACCUGGGGGCUGAAGUGGUUGACAUCCUCGGCAAAAGUGACGGGUGGAGGAGCUGGCUCUUGCGUGAGAGUACACGGGCCGUCGUCAACAGUGGAGCUACUGCGGGACCUUCUUCUGCCAGGCAUGAUUGCGGUAGCGGUGAUUGCAACGGCGACCCUUGUGCGACAGCGAAUUCAGAUGCGAGCACGCCCGAAUCGACGAGCCGCACACAGCCACAGAUGAGGAUAAUCGCGGUGGCAGCGCCCGGCAGUGAUCGCACCCCCGAGUUCCAUUUUGCUGUGGCGGCGGGAAUGCCGAUCGUCCAUCCGUCAUACGUGGAAGCCUGCUCCGGCAUGGAGAUCGAAGUCGAGACUGGCCGAUAUCUCCUGCCGUUAGGGCGCUCAGGGUUGGGUAACCGACCGCUGAUUAUGCCUUUCCGCUCCAGCAGAGGACGGCCGUUCCAAGACCAACUCGUGAUUUUGUGUGUAGACAAUCCGACGGUCGACCAGGCGGCCUUGGAGAACUGGCUGUUCAUCCUGAAAGUCGGGGGCGCCACGGUGCGAGUCUUGGACGUGGGCGGCGAAGGUGGCUGUGCGGGGGGGAACGCCGACGGUGUCGAACAUAGCCGAUGCACCCACGAUGCCGCACUGCAGCUUCUGCAGGAGGGGCGAGUGUACUGCGUCAUCGGUUCCGAGAGCACCGCUGUUCGCUACUCAGCGGCGAGGUCUGAGAUUCAGAAGGCCGCUGUAGAGGCAGGCACUCUCACGGGCAGCCUCGAGUGGGCGCUGCAGUGCAUGGCCCACGGUCGUCUUCUCCUCCCGAGCGCCGCGACGUGCCCCUGGUUCCCGUUGAAUGCCUCUGGGGUCUCGGUUGUGGAUGGGCACGUACAGGGAAGCGGCGUUAAUGCAGUCAUCCGGGUUACCGACGAGCCCGUGUGUUUAUUCUACGUGCAUUGUUAUGGCGGGAGGAGGUACGUCGCUGGUGACUAUGUCAUUAUCGAAACGGACGGAAACGCCUCUGACAUCACGUACGGGACUGGGGCGGAGACGAGCGCUAGGACAACCGGAGUGGUUAAGGCUAUUGAUGCUACCGAAAUCGGCCUUUCCGCGGUGGCCCGCGUCAUUUCCUUUCGGAGGGAGGGUAAAAAAAAGGUGAAGGUGGAGGUGGCCAUGCUGGGCCAGGGUGAGGGCCCCAUGCUGCACCAGGUUGAGGACUCCAAUGCUUCAAACGCUGCCGGUGCAAGGGAACAAGAGGUGGGGGAAGACAGGCUGGGUGCUCGAGUUCUCGUACUGACGAAGCGGGAAAUGGAGGCCACGCAGCUCCACGCUUUGAACGACGGUGCCAUAUAUUGUCUAAAGGACUAGCGAUGGGGGAAGUGAUGGGACUAACAAA